AUACUAGACAAUGAUCAGCUUGAUUUUGCAACGAUCAGCUUGAUUUUGCAACCAAAAACCCCUACCCUAUUCCAGACUAGCUAUUUGCAAUGCAGAAACUUAACCACCAUCGUAGUCCAACAUACGCUAACUAAACCAAUAUUUCACAAAGUCACUUCCAAGUUUCAAUUUCUAUUACAGAACCCCGGAUGAAGAACCCUGUUCUAGACUAAAUUAUUUAUACAUCGGCCGCUUUUCCGGUAAAUUACACCUUUUUCUAAACCAAAACUGUCUGAUUUCUGUGCCCUAUCCCAGACUAAACUACCAUACCCUUCACGGCGGCACGUACCCAUAUGGCUUAUGUAUGGGAGUACCUCCUCCCCCCCGGUUCAUUGCAACUUGUUUUCAAGGACCAGUACAUUUCCCGGGUGGAUGUCAUCACGGCGCUUCUAACGGUAACAAGAGACAAGUCAGUUUUUAAACCCAUAAGUCAAAUAACUCGUAAAAGGUCACAUUCCACAUAGCGAGGACGCAAAAUUCAGCCACGCACAAAGCCGAGUUGAAAAUAGCUUCAAGAAGUUUUAAAUUUUAAGGUUAAGAGACCACUUCUAGACAUUUUUGGAUCCAAAGUGAGAUCUUAGACCCUCUCUCAGCGUGAUGAAGAAAUGCCAUUAAGCAUGUUAACUGUUCGCCUGUAAGCCAAGGAAACACCGUGAUAUGAUCAUGUUGAUAAAGAUUAGACUUCCGUUGCUUGUGUGCGGUACUGGUGUGGUGCCCUCACAGGUCGUCAUCACCUUUUGUGUCGUCGAGUUUCUUGUCCAAUCACGGAUGAAUCGGAACAAUGACAAGGGUGAAAUGGAACAAGAGAACAGAAUUAGAAACCGAUCGCGUUUCACUGAUCCAAUGUGACUAAAGCGAAAUUAUGCUUGUGAACGCGUGAAUGGCUCUAAGCCCGGAUUAUGGCUUUACAAAUGUUCCCUUCCCUUUCCCUCAACCUGGAAACGCUGUUCUACGUUCAAGAACUGCAAGAUAACCGAUGCUUUUCGGGUCCUGUACGUUCAAAUGUCCGCGAGUUGAAAACCUUUGACGUCGUUUCAUGUUGAACUUCGCGUGGUCGAAGUUUCAACAUUUGAGCCCGAAAAUGACUGCUGUUUCGUCGAAGGACUUCGUUUGGGCAAAGGACGGUCUUCGAAAGAUUGACCAGGGCCAUGCAAAGGGAAAUAGGAAAGCUCUGCUUGUGCAGUCUAAAGUACAGUCAUUCCUUGAAAUACUCGGCAUGUCUAAUCACCGGAACAAUGGAGGCUUUAUUUUGAAGCGUUUCGUUGUCCUGAUCGUUCUCGCCAUUGGACUGAUCUGGGCAAAACUCGAACCAAACGUGGAAAAUCUUUGGAUAGAAGCGGAUGGACGACUAAAGAAAGAGCUAGAAUAUACCAAGAAAUCGCUUGGAGAAGGUUACGGCAGCACAAAUGAGCUACUGAUACAAACACCCAAUGAAGAAGGAACAAAUAUUCUUACUGUAGAGGCCUUGAAGCGGCACUUGGACAUUUUAAUGAAAGUCACAAAUGUCUCAGUGGAUUUGUUUGACCAAACCUGGAAACUGACGGAUAUUUGCUACACUUUGGUUCCAACUUUUAACAAUCCCAAUCUUGGUCGAUUAAUGCCAUGUGUUAUCAUAAGUGCUUUGGAUUGCUUUUGGGAAGGAGCGAAGCCACUCGAACCGCAAGUCCAGCCCGUUCUACCGAGUGGUACUCCUCUACCGAAGUGGAAAAACCUAACCAUCCCGUCACUGAUACAAGCAGUGCGCACUGAGAUUCCUCAGGACUACGAGAAGUUUAUGUGGCUGCUCAAAGAGGCUGGAAUCAACAGCGGCUAUAUGACGAAACCUUGUCUUGAUCCACAUGAUUCAGAAUGUCCAAAAACCGCACCAAAUUACAAGACCAAGAAGAAACCAGACAUAGGUGUGGAAUUGACUGGUGGCUGUCAGGGGUUUGCUACCAAAUAUAUGGACUGGCCUGAAGAGCUUAUUGUGGGAAGAACUGUCAAGAACGGAAGCAGAAUUAUUAGGGCUGAAGCAUAUCAGAGCAUUGUAAUGUUGAUGGGAAGUCAACAGCUUUAUACUCGCUGGCAUGGAGAGACAAAAGUGAACCACAUGAGCGACGGGGAUCCAGCGUGGACGAAUGAUACAGCGUCGCAAGUAUUAGAAGCGUGGAAGAGUGAGUUCACCAAGGUCAUCAACUCAGCUGACCAAAGUCAGGAAGAUUCAACAGUAUUGGCUUUCUCCUCCACAUCGUUGAAUGGUUUACUGAAGGACUUUUCUCAAAUAAGCUAUCUCUACGUAGGGAUUGCAUAUGUGCUAAUGCUCCUCUACGCAUGUGUUACCCAUGGUGCUCUUGGGUUUGGUGGUGUCGUUCUUGUCACUGUUGCAGUUGUUUCGGGCCUGGGAUGUUGUUCGAUUUUCCAGAUCAAAUUUAGUGACGCAUCAAAGCAGAUCUUGCCGUUUAUUGCUCUGAGUUUGGGUGUCAAUGAUAUCUUCCUGCUAUCUCACACUUAUUCAUCUGCUAAAGAUAAUGACCAGGAUCCUGCAGUGUACCUCCUUGCUAGUACUGGAGUCAGCGUGUUCUUGACAUCCUUCAAUAACAUGUUUGCAUUCUUUAUGGUAGCACCCAUACCCAUACCAGCUUUGCGGUCCCUUUCUUUACAGGUUUGUGCAGAUUAAAGAAACAAAUAUGAAAAGCAAUCAUGAUCUCACAGCUGACGUUACCAACCAGUAUACUUUGUUUAUAAAAGCUGUGACAAGGCAAAUUUGCUCAGGGUUUUUUCUGCGGCAUGCUUUAGCUAGCUGUCACGUUGUUUUUGACAGACUCACUAUGUACCCGAGACUAGUUCAGCAAAUACAGUUGUCUUUGCAACAAAAUGGAAAUUUAGUGACAUACAAAAGAAGACUGGCUAAGAAAAUAAUAGAACCAACAACAGAAACAAUAAACCGGGCUCUUAGGUAGCGUCCCCACUACGACAGAGAAAUUUGAAAACGCCGUUGUAUUUCUACGGUUAGGCGUACCGUCUACACUAACCCGU
Molecule: messenger RNA, 3054 nt
Organism: Orbicella faveolata
Lineage: Eukaryota; Metazoa; Cnidaria; Anthozoa; Scleractinia; Merulinidae
Product: protein patched homolog 1-like
Biological process (GO): negative regulation of smoothened signaling pathway
Cellular component (GO): plasma membrane
Molecular function (GO): smoothened binding; hedgehog family protein binding; hedgehog receptor activity
Source: RefSeq, a predicted model, not a curated record